Physella acuta is the source of this 1234-nucleotide messenger RNA. RefSeq lists its product as uncharacterized. The record is from RefSeq and is a predicted model, not a curated record. NCBI's taxonomy places the organism in Eukaryota, Metazoa, Mollusca, Gastropoda, Physidae.
CCUACACAUUUCAUACAUUGCAAGUACAUCUACAUCUAGAUUCCUAGAACGUUUAUGACGUAACAAAUUUUCUUAGUUAAGAAAUCAUUAGUAAUUUGAUCUACCUCAGAUUUAAAUAAUUAAUUGUAUACCUGAUAGCUCAUUCUGAAUGUCUAAAGAACAGAUGGAAGGCUAUGCCCUUGAUCUAGAAAAUGCUGCCAAGAAUGGUACAGACGAAGUGUUAGAAACGACGACACAUGAACUAUACAAAAACGCGGAGCGUGAGAGACUUAGAGGGGUGGUCCCAAUAUCUAAACAUGUGAAUGAUCCAUGUCUCAAGAACUUCGUACCUGUGGACAUAUUUAAAGAAUCUUACAUUCCUCGAGGCUACCGCGGAAAAGACAUGAAGAAAUUAAUUUCAAUCUGGAGUCAAUUAACUGUAAAAUUAGUAGGCAAACAAGAAUGUAGCUCUGAUACUGAGGAGAAGAAAGCGAUAAAAGUGUGCACUGGUACGGUGUUCAAGGUUGACAUGCACACUAUAGGAACAGGAGACAAAACUGUGUGCCCAUGUCCCGGACAUAAGGGUGAUACACCGAGUAAAAUGGUCUGGUGGAAGGUGCAUGUGAGAACGACAAGAGAUUUCGUCGAACCAAAAAUGGACCCAAAAAUGUUUCAAUUCUCAAAGGCGUAUGAAUUGAAAGAGUAUGAUAAAAUGGUGAAUGUUACAUUAGAUUGUGUUAAUAUUUCGCCUUUUAAAAAUGGUGGGAAAUCUUGUGUUUUGGAGUUUGCCACACAUGAUGUGGAGCUUGGAUAUCUGUUAAGAGAAUUGUGUCAACAGUUUCAGGAGUUUCACAGGAAUGUCUACGAAGAAUACAGAGCCAACACCGAUGUGAACCUGACCAUUAUCAUCUCGUACCCGCACUUACUUUCUGAACCUCGGGUAUCUGUUGGUCACUGGGUCCACCGCGCCAUUACCGAUGGCCGGACAUGGUACAUGUACACAACCCCGACAUGUCCAGGCAGUGCUGGGGCAAUGGUGUACAGGGUUGGUCAAGAGUUAGGGGAUGAUGUUCAUGUUGGUGUGGCCAGUGAUGGUCUAGGUUUUAGCGGGUAAAAGCACAUACUAUUGAGGGAUGAAAGGGACACUGGAUUAGUUAUUAUAAUCUAAAUAUAGUAUACCAGUCCUUUUCAAAAGGCAACAAUCUAGAAGAAUAACAGUUCACAAACAAUUUAAUUAAUCGAACUGACAUUACAA